Acanthoscelides obtectus is the source of this 1960-nucleotide messenger RNA. The record is from the annotation of a GenBank genome assembly. NCBI's taxonomy places the organism in Eukaryota, Metazoa, Arthropoda, Insecta, Coleoptera, Chrysomelidae.
GUUGACGUUUAGGUAGAAAAUCGUAAAAAGGAGAAAUCGAUUUUUGAGGUUGAGGUCGACGGCAUUAACCUCAAAUCCAUGAAACGUCACCGUAUAUAAACAACUUCAUUAUUUUAUUAGUCAUACAAUUGAAUCAUACGUUGACAUAUCGGCUUUUUAUCGAGUAGUAUUGAACGCCCGUGGAUAUUCAAGUACCGAACUGCCCGUUCAGCGAUUAUACGCGAGUUUAAAGAAACGCCCUGAAACAGGAGCAUCAUGAGCGUGACCGGAUUUCAAGAUAUCACCGGCGGCCCCUUGGCGGCGUAUCUCAAAUUAUCCCAGAAGAUCGGAGGAGAUGUAGCAGAGCACGCAAAGUUGGUCCAAGACGCGUUUAAGGCUCAGUUGGAUUACCUCAAAUUGGCCAGUGAAUCGGCCCAACCCCCACAGAGCGAAAUCGUCAACCUGCUGAGGCCUACCAGCGACAAGAUAACUGCAAUUCAAAAUUAUCGGGAGAAACAUCGAUCGUCGCCGUUCUUCAAUCACUUAUCUGCUAUCAGCGAAAGUAUUUCAGCUUUGGGUUGGGUCACAAUAACUCCAACACCAGGUCCCUAUGUUAAGGAAAUGAAUGAUGCUGGGCAAUUUUAUACGAAUAGGGUAUUGAAGGAAUGGAAAGAAAAAGAUAAGGUGCAUGUAGACUGGGUGAAGGCAUGGAUUCAAACAUUGAGCGAAUUACAGGCGUAUAUCAAACAACACCAUACUACUGGAUUGGUUUGGUCAGGAAAAGGUGUAGCAAAAGGGUCGAUUCCACCGCCGCCCCCCGGAUGCCCUCCACCCCCACCCCCGGUAAUCGACUUCAACAUCGGCGGGGCAGGUGACGGCGCCGUUGACCGAUCCGCGCUAUUCGCGGAGAUCAACAAGGGUCAGGAUAUCACCAAGGGCCUUAAGAAGGUCACGGACGAUAUGCAGACUCACAAGAAUCCUACUUUGAGACAAGGCCCUGCUCCUUUCAAAGCCGCCACUGUAAAGGCAACCUCCAUCGUGAAGCCUACCAAGGUCGAGAAGCCUGCCAGUUUCACCAAAGACGGGAAAAAAUGGAUGAUCGAGUACCAGAAAGAAAACCACAACCUCGUUGUGGACAACGCCGAAAUGAACAAUGUAGUUUACAUGUACAAAUGUGAAAAUUCCACGAUAACUGUCAAAGGCAAACUUAAUUCUGUCACUUUGGACUCGUGUAAAAAGACUUCCAUUGUGUUCGAUUCUCUUGUUUCUUCUAUCGAAUUCAUCAAUUGCCAAUCCGUGCAAAUGCAGGUGCUCGGUAAAGUACCGACGGUUUCCAUCGAUAAAACUGAUGGUUGCCAAAUCUAUUUGAAUAACGAUUCGUUGGAUGUCGAGAUCAUCAGUUCAAAGUCUUCUGAAAUGAAUGUGAUGAUCCCUAAAGGUGAUGGAGAUUAUACGGAAAUCCCCAUUGCCGAGCAAUUCAAGACCAGAGUUACUCCUAACAAGACACUAACCACUGAGAUAGUGGAAAACAAAGGUUAGGCAGAACUGCUUAGUCAUUUACAAUUUUUUAAGUGUAUUUAAUAAAAAAAUCACGUAUUAUCAGCAUUUAUUCUUUUAUUUGUAGACGUAAUUUUAUACGCAUUUUAUAGGAAAUUCUAGGUCGUAUGUACUUCCAAGAUUUGUAAUGAAAUUAGAUAAAAAAAUCGAUUUCACUCUUCUAGGUGCAUUUGUAAAAUAAUUCCAUCUAUGUAUGAGCUUGCAAACUUAUUGCUGCUAUAUAAACGGUUUUGGUUGUGGUUUUAUCGUCGUAUCAGAAUUACUAUAUGUAUUUGUGUAUUUAAGCAAUAACGUUUUUAAAGAAUAUUAUUUACUGUGCUGUAUUCCAUUUGACUGCUUUUAUUAAAAUCGCAAAAGUAGCAGUCGUAUUAUUUUCAUACUCCAUGCCUCGUAAUACAAACAAACCCCGUUUCUACAAAAAUAC